UAUGUUAUUGUCAAUAAAGAUUUUCUGAAUCAGCUCAUCACUGAUUGGCGCAACUCCCGGAUAGCGUCACCGUGAACCGACCAAACAGAUCACUGGCUGUGCCGCGGAGAUUUGAAAACAGAAAUGUCUGAAGUCCGAGCGGUCCUGCAGCGCUGUGAUCCAGACCUCCUGGACCUCGGGGACCUCGAGGACCUGGGGGACUGUGGAGACGGAGCUGAAGCAGCCGGGACAAUUCUCCACCUGACGGACAGCCGGCGGGUCCAGAAGGUUCUGGGACGUCAGCUGUUUGUUCUGGACUCCAUGAUGUCACUGCUGGAGGGUCUGGAGUCUGCCCAGCAACUGAUGACACAACCUUUGCCUCCACAACCAGGGGGCGGGGCUCGAGCCAGGUGGAAGGCUCUGAAGGUGUUGAGCAGGUCGGGAGUGGAGGAGACGGAGACGCUUCUGAGGUCUCUACAGGACAGACACACACAGAUACACAACAGGAGACACACACUCACACAGCUGAUCCAACAGCUGCAGUGCAAGAAGCAGCAAUGUGAACAGCUGUCAGAGUCUCUGCUCAAGGCCCAGAAUGCAUUGUGGCGCUGCGAUGAUCAGCUGACCCAUCUGAGGGCGGAGUCAGAGGCGGCACUCGGUCAGCUGACCAGCUGGCGGCGGCUCAGAGACGAGCUGCAGGUGAACAUGUCCGCGGUGCAGAACGCCAUGCAGGUCAACCUGCUGUCCAUCAGCCCAUCAGAGCUGUGUGUGGAGCUCAGGCCACGCCCCUCCAGCCUGUCGUCCAAUGAGCUGGAGCCUCUGACACUGUCCGUCACCUGGAGCCGUGACGACCGCUUCAGACUGCAAGCCAAUCACGUUGCGGCUGGUCUGCUGGAGGACGGCUUGGUGGGCCGGCGGGCGGAGCUGAGCGCCGCCCUGCUGGAGGUGAUGCAGUGUUACAUCGGUCAGUUCGACCUGCUGUCGGAGAUCCAGGGGCUCAGAUCCAGUUUCGCUAUAGACUGGCGUCCAGCCCAGCGGGUCCUGGUCUACCUAAAGUCUGCGGUGCUGGUGGUUCAGCUGGCAGUGGAGGACGGGUACCCGAGCCGAGGACGAGCCCGUCUGCUGUCUGUCCUGAGGGACGGACGGGCCGAGGACACGUCUGGAAUCCAGCCUGGUGGGGGUGUCCUCAGUCUGAGGGACUGGUUGGUGUUUCUCUGCAGCUGUCCUCUCCUCUGACUCUGUCUUCGUCCGGUUGUCCGUCUCUCUCUGUGAAUUAUUAAGUUUCCAUGUUUUAUGUUCUCUGUUUCUGUAAAAUAAUCCUGCAAAAUAAAAA
This is a messenger RNA of Centropristis striata (black sea bass), 1312 nucleotides long. RefSeq lists its product as uncharacterized. Gene Ontology annotation, biological process: mitotic sister chromatid segregation; mitotic cell cycle checkpoint signaling; establishment of localization in cell. Bases 124 to 1215 code for a protein of 363 amino acids. The record is from RefSeq and is a predicted model, not a curated record. The transcript has 9 exons. Lineage: Eukaryota; Metazoa; Chordata; Actinopteri; Perciformes; Serranidae. Gene Ontology annotation, cellular component: nuclear body; kinetochore; cytosol.